Messenger RNA from Notechis scutatus (mainland tiger snake), 5299 nucleotides. It is a transcript of the gene WWC2, whose product is annotated as WW and C2 domain containing 2. Gene Ontology annotation, biological process: regulation of hippo signaling; regulation of DNA-templated transcription; cell migration. NCBI's taxonomy places the organism in Eukaryota, Metazoa, Chordata, Lepidosauria, Squamata, Elapidae. The record is from RefSeq and is a predicted model, not a curated record. Gene Ontology annotation, molecular function: molecular adaptor activity; kinase binding. Gene Ontology annotation, cellular component: cytoplasm.
GGGACUGAGCCGGUUCUCCCCUCCCCCCCCCGAGCAUAAGCAGCGCCUCGUCUUAGCCUGGAGCCCCUGACCCCCUUGCUGCCAAUACGAAAUAAGGCCCGAAGGCGGAGGCGCCGUCCAGACAUGGUGGACUGAAACUCAGGAGAGUUUCCUGGCCCAUUGCACGAUUCUGCCUCCCUCCACCCGCCCAGAGCUCCAGGGGAAGGAGGGGGCGUCUUUUCCCGCUUCCCUCCUUUUCUUUCUUGUUUGUUGUCCCUAUGGAGCAGCUAUACCCCGACUUCGACCAUGCCUAGAAAAAUGGGGAAUGGGCAAUUGCCCUUACCCGACGGUUGGGAGGAGGCGAGGGAUUACGACGGGAAAGUCUUCUACAUCGACCACAACACCAAGCAGACCAGCUGGAUCGACCCUAGAGACAGGUUAACAAAGCCAUUAUCCUUUGCAGACUGUGUCGGAGAUGAGCUACCAUGGGGAUGGCAAGCUGCAUACGAUCGUCAGAUUGGUGUCUACUAUAUCGACCACAUAAACCAAACUACACAGAUAGAAGAUCCAAGAAAGCAAUGGCGACAAGAACAAGAAAAAAUGUUAAAAGAUUACCUUACUGUAGCUCAAGAUGCACUUAGCACUAAGAAAGAACUUUUCCAUGUGAAAGAGCAGAGGCUGGCUCUUGCCUUGGGUGAAUAUGUACGGCUGAAUGAUGUUUACAAGGAAAAAUCAAGCUCUUAUACAAGUCUUUUCUCAAGCUCCUCUUCCAGCACAAAAUAUGAUCCUGAUAUUCUGAAAGCAGAAAUCUCCACUACAAGAUUAAGGGUUAAAAAACUGAAGAGGGAACUCUUGCAGAUGAAGCAAGAAUUAUUAUAUAAGGAGCAAGGCUAUGAAACAUUGCAACAAAUUGACCAAAAAAUGUCUGGAGGCCAGAAUGGAUAUGAGUUAAGUGAAGCCAAAGCUAUUAUGAAUGAAUUGAAGUCUAUCCAAAAAGCUAUAAGCUCUGGUGAAAAAGAAAAGCAAGAUUUAAUGAAGAGCCUUGCAAAGUUGAAAGAAAGAUUUCUUCUUGGUCAUACUGUUGCCCAAUCAGAAUCAGACUUGAGAUGCAGCCUAGCAGAUUCCCAACAGUCUCUCUCCAAGCAAACUUUGGAUGCAGGGUCUCAGACAGACAUUUCUGGUGAUGUCAGUGUAAAGAACAUGGCCAAUUUAGCUGAAAAGGUCAGAUUGAGUCUUCACUAUGAAGAAGCUAAAAGAAGAAUGGCAAACUUAAAAAUAGAACUUUCUAAGUUAAAAAGUGAAGCUUGGCCUGGGGCACUGGAAAUUGAGAAGGAAAAGUUGAUGCUGAUAAAUGAAAAGGAAGAGCUUCUGAAAGAACUUCAAUUUGUCACCUCAUGUAAGCGCACGCAAGAUGAAUUGAAGCAUUUAGAAGCAGAAAGGAAGAGACUGGAAGAGGAACUAUCUAUGAAAAGCACACCUAGUGAUGAACUUACAGAGAGGUUGAAAUUAGAAGAUAGAAAGAAUAAAUUGGUUAAAAAACUUGAAGAAACUAGUCAUCUAACCACCCAUUUACAUUCCCAGCUUAAAAGCCUCUCUGCCAGUACGUUAUCUGUGUCUUCGGGGAGCAGCAUGGGAUCCUUAGCAUCUAGUCGAGGGUCUCUGAAUACAUCUAGUGGGGGAUCACUGAAUUCUCUUAACUCUACAGACCUCUACUACAACCAAGGUGAUCAACCUGUAGAUUUAGACUAUCAAUAUAAGUUGGAUUUCAUAUUACAAGAGAAAUGUGGUUAUAUUCCUUCUGGCCCUAUUACCACCAUUCAUGAAAAUGAAGUGGUCAGCUCUCAUGAGAAAAUGGGAUACAGUGACUCUUCCAGUUCUUUGGCAGCAAGUCAUGCACCCAAAAUAACUGAACCUCCUAAAUCUGUCACAUCAUUCUCUUCAAGAUCUUCCCUUUCAUCAUUAUCUCCUCCUGAAUCACCUUUGGUUUUAGAAGGUGGCUUUUCAGUCCCUCCUCAAGAUUCUCCGUUACAUCAUUUUGCCACGGACUUUGAGGACUGCGAUUUACCCAGUGACUUUACAAGCAUUACUACCUGUGAGAAACAAAUUUUGCUGGAUUCUGAAACUAGAAUGUCUUCUCAAUCACUUAAUGAUAAAUAUCGCAAUGAAAAUGUUUCACAGAGCAUAUCACAUUCAAGAAAUACAGGUAUUGACUUUUCAAGAAGAACAAGAACUCAUUUGCUUGAUGAGAAGACAGACUGUGUAUCUGCUGCUGUUUCUGAUGAGUCUGUGGCUGGAGACAGUGGUGUAUAUGAAGCUUCUGUAAAACAACCCAAUAGCAAUGAAGAAGUCACAUGUAGUGAAAAUGAUACCACAAUGCUGGAAACUGCUCAAGUACAAAUAGGACUCCGAUAUGAUACAAAGAGCUCAAGUUUUGUGAUCGUUAUAACGCAGUUACAAAAUCUUCAGGCUCUUUCAAUAUUCCCUGGUAACAAAAUAUAUUUUAGACUUGCACUUCUUCCACCUUCAACUGACAUCAGCUGUCUAUUCCGUACAAAGUUCCAUCCUGCUACUGAACCUCUUUUAUUUAGUGAGAUGUUCAGAACAGUUCUUUCCCAGGCAGUCUUGCAGAAAAAAACUUUGAGAGUAGAUAUCUGCUCUGUCAGUAAAAGUCACCAAGAAGAAUGUCUAGGUGGAAUCCAGAUAAGUCUCGGAGAUGUGUCCUUUUCAAAUGAGCUAUCUACUCUGUGGUAUAAUUUGCUAUCUUCUAAACUCACUGCUGGAAAAAGGCAUGUGAAACCAAAGAAGUAUUCAGUCUUUGUGGCAGCCAAUCCAUCACCUGGUUCCUUGGAUGCGGUCUCAGCAUUGUUGGAAAGGACAUCAGUUGAGCUGCAAGCUGUAGAACAAGAAUUGGCAGAGAAAGAAGAGGAGGAAGGGGAAGAGGAGGAAGAGGAGGAGGAGGAGGAGGAGGAGGUGGAAGAUGAGGAAACACAGGAUACCCAGGAAACACAAAGUUCUGAGGAAGAUUGGGUAGGAAUACUGGCAGAAGUAUCCAGAGAAAUGAAUGAAGAGGAGAAUAAAAUUAAAGAGACCAAAGAAGACAAAUGCACAGAUAGCAGGAGAAUGAGCUUUAAUUUGGAACAGGCAGGUGGUACUGAAUAUGAGAAAGACAGUAACUUUACAGAAGUGGAUCUCAACAAAAAAACAAUAGUGUCCCCAAUACUGGUUGAUAGAGAAACAAAUACAGAAGGUAGGCUUGAGUAUGUAGCUAUACAACCCAAGGACAAAGCCAGCCUGAAGUCUCAACAGCAUCCUUUUGUCAGAAACAGCAUGAUAGUACGUUCACAGACGUUCUCUCCAGGCGAGCGGAACCAGUACAUCUGUAGGUUGAACAGAAGCGAUAGCGAUAGCUCAACAUUGGCCAAAAGAACUCUCUUUGUGAGAAAUUCCUCAGAAAGGCGGAGCUUGAGAGUCAAAAGGCCUACUUGCCAGUCCAACUUGCGAAGAGCAAUGCGAGAGCGCCUGGUCCGUACUUCUCUUGACUUGGAGCUGGAUCUUCAGGCAUCCCGGACCCGUCAGAGUCGCCUGAAUGAUGAACUACAGACUCUUCGUGCUCUUAGGCAGAAGUUAGAAGAGAUGAAAGCAACAGGGCAGACGGAUCUUCCUCCAUGUAUUUUGGAGGAUGAAAGAUUCCAAAAGCUUUUGAAGCAAGCUGAAAAAGAGGCAGAACAGUCAAAGGACAAAAAGAAACAGGGAUUAAAUGCAGAAAAAUUGAUGAGGAAAGCUUCAAAAGAUGUAUGCCGAUUACGAGAGCAAAGCCAGAAAGUGCCAGUACAGGUGCAGUCUUUCAGGGAGAAGAUGGCAUACUUCACAAGAGCUAAAAUAAGCAUACCAGCUCUACCAGCUGAUGAUGUCUAACAAUAUUUUGCAUCAAAGGUGUUGUUCAUUUUUUUAAGUGAAUGCUUUUAUAUUAUUGUUCUACAAUCUUUUAAAGACAUAUUUUUGAAUUCAAUUGUAGAUAUUGUUUAUAAAAUACAGAACACUAUGCUCUAAUGUAACAUUUCAGACAUGCAAACUAUUCCCUCUGUCUCUUCUCUAGAAAUAUACAGCAAAAUGCAUUAGGUACACCAAUGAGACUAACUUUGUACAGUUUGUAUAUGUAAGAACAAAGGAAAUCCUAGUAUGUAUAUAUCAUUGAACUGCACUGCUGCUCUACAUAUCAUGCAAUGUGUCCCAUAAGUUUCAUUUCCCUGCUUAUUUUUUUUUUCACAAGGACAGACUGUGAAAAUGGCUGUUGAGCCAUCUAAAAGGUUUUGAAAAAAAGUGGUGGUGGUGGUGGUGGUGGUGGUGGUAGUAGUAGUAGUAGUAGUAGUAGUAGUAGUAGUAGUAGUAGUAGUGUGUACAUAGCUUUCAGGAAAUGUGAGUCCUCUUUCAUGCCAGCAGAUCUGUCUAGUGCAUACAGGUGCUGUUUAGAUUUCUGCUGUCUACAUGGAAACUUUCAACUGUGACAAAAAAAACUUUUUCCCUUUCUACCUUUUUUUUUUUUUUUUUGAAUGAAGGAAGAGGUCUAGAAUACUAAGCUGGAAGAGUAUCCUUUUUGAAUAUACUGAAGUUGGGGCUGUAUUUCAUGUCUCACUGUAUCUAAGAGCUUGGAGAGAACACGGGGGAAGUAUGUAUAACCCUCCAUGUGUUAAAGUUGAUAAUACCCAAAUGGCAGCUGUGUUAGGGAAAUGGACUCAAAUUCAGUUUCAAACCUGAGCAUACAAAGAAUAAAAAUUAAAACUAAUAUGUAAAUAUAUCUAGUAAGUAUUAAAAUAGUUACAUUCAUGAAGCCCAAACAGACCCAUUUUCACAAGAAUUGUUUGUAACAAAUACAUUUCUCUAAGGCAGUGUUUCUCAACAUUGUCAACUUUAAGAUGUGUGGAGUUAAUGUCCCAGAAUGCUGAGGAAAUCAUGGAUAUGAAUCCCAUACAUCUUAAAAUUGCCAAAGUUGAGAAGCAUUGUUCUAAGCACCCAUUGUAUAUUAUUGUUAUAGAGAUUUCUUCUAAGAAACCUUGAUAAUGAGCACUUAAAAUAAUAUUAGUUGGGUUACGAUUAAAUAGACCAUGUAAGUUGGUACCUAAAUUAAUUAUGGCACAAUAAGGAUUAAACAUGAUCAAUAAUCUUAGUUUGUUUAACCAGCAACAGAUUUAAUACAAAGUGAUUUUUUUAUUGAUUAUUCCCCAAAAUCAGCUUCUGGCUACAAGUUUACAAUAGGCAAUAGGCAAAGUAUUUGAAAAGGAUCUGUGACAAUUUGCCGUGACCACCUGCCAUGGCCAACUCA